UUGUCGUAGCUGGAGAGCCUUUCGUGGCGCCGAGGGGGAGUUAUGCAGUGGGUUUGUGUGGAGCGUGGUCCUGCCCCUCGCGAUUGGGUAACGCCGCUGGAGACUGAAGCGAUCUGAUCUGCGUCUGCUGCACAGCACGGCAAGGUCGCCUCACCUUUGCUCUGUGAGGCCUGCGGCUGUGUGGCCGAUGAAUGAGCAUAAACACAGUCUGUAGAUGUGGCUUGUUGGGGAGAAAACACAGCUGGGCAGCUGAAAUGCUCAGGGUUGCUCGGUGAUGAGUAACUAAAUGUGCUGAGCAGUGAAAAUUACCUUCGGGUGUCCUGGGUUUGUUUCUGAGCUGUGGGACAUCAUGUGGCAUCCCUUGGGUUGCAGUUCUCUUACAAACACCGUGGUCACUUUUAGGGGUGCUUUGCCUGCUUUUGUAGCUUUACACGAUUUUAUUGAAGGCUGUGCACUGGCAGUUGGGUGGAUGUAACUGUAGAUUUAAAGGGACUCCGGGGGCAGCUGGCCCUGCCUUCCCAGGUGGGGCAGAGCAGGUGUUCAUCAUUCCACAGCUGCCUUCCCCUGAUUCACAGCCCUGAUUUAAUUUAAUUGCUGAGGUGUUUUCCUGUGACUGGGCCCAGGAGGAACCUUGCUUUACAGCUGUCCCCUCUGAGCCUGCUGCAAGCUGAGCUCUUUGGGCAGUCAGAUCAAACACAGCCUGAGGGCACAGGGCAGUGCUGGUGCUGCUGUCCCUGUGCUGCUGCUGAGGGUUCUGCACAAACAAAUGUCCCAUUCUCUUGCUGUGAGAGAUCCUGCUGCUCAGUCUGGACAGGCAGCACCAGCUGCUCUCACCUCUGCUGCUGUUUGCAACCCCUGUGGGCAGCUGUGGAGUGCAGUAAUCCUGUUUCCCAGUGCCACCUGCUCCUGUCAGGGACAGAGGGCUGCCAGAACCAGGAGGAGGCAGAAGGAGGGAUUCACGCUUCAGUCCAGCUUCCUGUCAAGCUCUGGGUUGAGGCACAGGGAAACACUCCUCAGGUUGGAAAGGGAAGAGUUUUUUUUUUCACUGCUGUGCAGAGCCAGAUGUGAAAGCUGUGCUCCAGAAGGCUUGGAUAGCAGCCAGGAUCCUCCCUCUCCUGUCUUCUGGGCUGUGUUGGAUCAGCUCUCUCCAGGGCAGAGCCCACUGGUGGUUCCUUCUCCUCUGGUGUGUCCCACCUGGCUGAGCAGGGCUCAGCUGGGAGUCCUGCUGCUUCCUCAAACAUAAACCAGUCCACUUGGAAGAGAUUUAUUUUCUCAGACUCCAACAGGAAGAAUGAGGUGUUUGGAGAGAUUAGCUAAGUUUCGUUAAAAUAAUUUGUACAUUGCCACGAGUCAAGCCUUCAGGGAUCCCUGCUGCCUUUGCAGGAACACUUGAGUGUUUCCAAGGAUAAUUUCUCACUUUGUGAUGUGCCAUCACAAGUGGUCUGUACAGCCUUCCAUGUGACAGAGCACUGCACUUCCACAGAGGGUUACAUCCCUCUGCACUGGGAUGGGAGCAGCAGAGCACACCAGGAAAGAAGGCAGCAUGGCAGGGAUGAGUGAGGAGCAGUAGAAGGGCCUCAGUGAAAUGGAGAGCCAAAGGGAGGGAAGCCCUGAGCAAGGGCUGCUGUUCACCCAGCAGCCAGCCCUUUGGGCUGAAGAUGCUGCUCCCCUAAACUGUUCAUCCUGCUUCUGCUGGAGAGCUCACCUUUCCAGGCAGAGGUGAGUGUGCUGUCCUGUCCUGUCCUGUCCUGGCCCAGCUGCCUGGCUCAGCUCUGCCUAGUGCCUGCUCUGCAUUAAUUCCACCCCUGUUUGUGCUGGCUCUGUAGUGCUCAUGCAAACAGCUUUGCUGGCAGAAUGCUGAAACCAGCAGCUUCCUUCUUGUGGGCAGGGCUGGAACAGGGCAGCUGUCUGCACCGUGCUGGGGCAGGUGAGUAAAGGGAAAAACAGGGGAGAGAACUGGGAUAAACUUGAAAUGAAAGCAGCAAAGCCUCUUGCAUGCUUUCAGCCUCCCAUUUACUGCCAGAGAGCUGGCUAAUAAUGUAAGGGAAUAAAAGCAUCUACAUUUUUCAUCUGUCAAGACCUCGCUGUCCUGACAUUUGGAGAGAGAAGUUUGCUGUGAACAGUUUAGGAAAGCUGUGGAGAUGUGAUUCAUUUGGGAGAUGGAAGAAAGAGUGGAGCAGCUUUUCUGGGAUCUGAUUAUUGAUCUGUGCCCAUUACACUGGGGCUGAUGUCUGAUAUUGUAAUAUGCUAAUGUAAAGUAAUGGAGUGUUAUUUGCAAGAGAGUUGGCACUCAUAUAAUCUGUGACUUCAGCUGGGGAAAACAGAGUGCUCAAGGCUGGAUAUGGCUCUGAUUUAGGGGAAGGAGGAAACAUGAAACUCCAGGCAGCUUUCCCACUCAGUGUAUCCAUCAAACCCUCAGAAAGGCAUUUGCUGUAAUAUGCAAUGAGAAACUCUUGGUUAAGGCAUUUUUCCAGUUAGAACUCAGAUGUUCUUUACCCUUGGAAAGUAAUUCUCUGGGAUUUGGCAGUGGGUUGGGCAGUGAGAGCAGUGCCAGUUAUUCCUGUGGAUUUGCAUCUCCUGGGCUGUGUCGACAUCGGAUCUGAGGCGACGGUUUCGUAAGUCCAGUUUACAAUCUUUGUCCACUCAGGGGUAUUCCUUCUGCUUUUGAAGCAUGAAAUUGUACUUUCCACUGCUUCAGUAUUGAGAAGAUUCUGAGCAGUCUCAAAGGACUUGACUGGCAUAGAGUCCAUGGACCAAUGUCGCCACACACUGGAGCAGCACAACUGGAACAUAGAGGCAGCUGUGCAGGACCGGCUGAACGAGCAAGAGGGUGUCCCAAGUGUCUUUAAUCCUCCUCCCCUGCGGCCGUUGCAGGUCAAUACAGCUGACCACAGGAUCUACAGCUACGUUGUCUCAAGGCCACAGCCAAGGGGCCUGUUAGGAUGGGGUUACUACUUCAUAAUGCUUCCAUUCCGAUUCACAUAUUACACGUUACUUGAUAUAUUUAGGUUUGCUCUGCGUUUUAUACGCCCUGAUCCUCGUAGUCGGGUCACCGACCCAGUGGGUGACAUUAUUUCGUUUAUUCAUAUGUUUGAGGAAAAGUAUGGGAGGAUACACCCUGUCUUCUACCAGGGGACUUACAGCCAGGCCCUGAACGAUGCCAAGCGGGAGCUGCGCUUCCUGUUGGUUUAUCUUCAUGGGGAUGACCACCAGGACACAGAUGAGUUCUGCCGCAAUACGCUGUGUGCACCUGAGGUCAUCACCCUCAUCAACACUAGAAUGCUCUUCUGGGCUUGCUCAACCAAUAAACCAGAGGGAUACAGAGUGUCGCAGGCCCUGCGGGAGAACACGUACCCGUUCCUGGCUGUCAUCAUGCUCAAGGACCGCAGGAUGACCGUGGUGGGGCGGCUGGAAGGCCUCAUCCAGGCUGAUGACCUCAUCAACCAGCUCAUGUUCAUCAUGGAUGCCAACCAGACGUACCUGGUGUCCGAGCGCCUGGAAAGGGAAGAGAGGAACCAAACCCAAGUCCUGAGGCAGCAGCAGGACGAGGCAUAUCUGGCAUCCUUGCGUGCAGACCAGGAAAAGGAGCGCAAGAAGAAGGAGGAAAGGGAGAGGAAGAAGAAGAAGGAGGAGGAAGUGCAGCAGCAAAAACUGGCAGAGGAGAGGCGGCGGCAGACACUGCAGGAGGAGAAGGAGAGGAAGUCGGAAUGCCUUCCUCCAGAGCCGCAUCCCGACGACCCCGAGAGCGUCAAGAUCAUUUUCAAGCUGCCUAACGAUUCCAGAGUGGAGCGGCGAUUCCACUUCACACAGUCAUUGACGGUGAUCCACGACUUCCUGUUCUCCUUGAAAGAAAGCCCGGAGAAGUUCCAGAUUGAGGCCAACUUCCCUCGCCGUGUCCUGCCCUGCCUCCCUACAGAGGAGUGGCCCAACCCUCCCACGCUGCAGGAGGCGGGACUCAGCCACACGGAAGUCCUCUUUGUGCAGGACCUCACGGACGAUUGACACUUCUUUUUGGUUUUGUUUUUGUUUGUUUUGUUGUUUCGUUUGUUUUUUUGUUUUUUUGGUUUUUUUUCCAGAAGACACAAAACGGAAAGAGAAAUUCAUAUUAUUAUUAUAAUACAAUAUUUUUUUUAAAAGACUGCGUACAAACGAGGGAUCAGAGACCACAUGGCCUGUGCCAGCUGUGCUGCGUGCGCUGGCGAGAGGACGCGAGCGCACGGCCAUCCCCUGCACGGGGGGCACACAGGGGGGAGCUGGUGUUGCCCCUCCACCCUCCCUGGGGAGGAACAGGAAUGGCAGCUCUUGGUAAUUAUUGCUUUUAUUGAUGACAAUAAUAAUAAAACCCCAGCAACCCAACAUCUUGUGAAGAUUUGAUACUCUGCUGCUCCUGAGAGACACAAGACCGAGCACCGGACCGUGCUGGGAUUGGGGUGGGGGGAAAGGGCUGGACAGACUCUCUUCAGCUUCCCUCUGUGUAUAAAUACUGUUCUUUUAAUAUUUCUCUUGCUUUGUAAUGACCAAAGGAGAUUGGGGUUGACUAUAGUAUUAACUUUUUGAUAAAGAGCUGGUUCGAUUCUUACCCAUGUGGGGCCUUGCCCAGGGUUCUUAGCCUGCGUAGUGUAAUAAACUCUGCCUCUAGCA
Passer montanus (Eurasian tree sparrow) is the source of this 4641-nucleotide messenger RNA. It is a transcript of the gene FAF2, whose product is annotated as Fas associated factor family member 2. Lineage: Eukaryota; Metazoa; Chordata; Aves; Passeriformes; Passeridae. The record is from RefSeq and is a predicted model, not a curated record. Bases 2749 to 4002 code for a protein of 417 amino acids. Gene Ontology annotation, cellular component: endoplasmic reticulum. The transcript is spliced from 11 exons. Gene Ontology annotation, molecular function: ubiquitin binding.